AGUGUCUGCACAAUAGAGAAGGCACAGAAAGUGUGCUGCAAUUCUGCUCAGAAACAAACAAAGAGAGAGAGAGAGAGAGAGAGAGAGAGAGAGAGAAAAGAAGGAUAGGUUUGUUCACAGCUCCUGGGAACUGACAAAGACUUGAGGCACUUGAAGGAAACAAAGAAGGAGAUCGUACAGUUUCAGGGCAGGACGUGGUAGAAGGAGGGAAGAAAAGAAAAGAGGAGGAGAGAAGAGAGAAGAACGUUUUCUUCGUCGAAGAGCAGAAGCCUAGCCGGUCUCUCUGGGCUGGACUGGAUGAAAGCAGGCGUCUGGACGCUUGGGUAGAUGCGAUCACCUUCACCAUGCGGAGUGACCCUAUUCUGUUCGCCUCUAGGGCGAUGGAGGAGCUGGUGGCGGAGCUGCGGGUCUUCCUGGAGCUGUUGGACCGAGAGUAUUUGAGCGCUGCAGUGCGAGAGAAGAAACUGCAGAUCUCCAACAUUCUACACAGAGUUCUGUCUGCUAAAGAGUCGUCCUAUAAGGCCGAGGUCCACAGCUCACUUCCUGCCCCGCCUCAGAUGCCCCUCCCUGAGAUCCCACAUCCAUGGCUGCCUCCUGAUAACGGACCACCUCCUUUGCCCAGUUCCUCUCUUCCUGAGGGUUACUACGAGGAAGCCGUGCCUCUGGGUCCUGGGAAAGCUCCAGAAUACAUCACCUCCCAGUACGACUCGGACGCCAUGAGUAGCUCGUACGAGUCGUAUGACGAGGAAGAGGAGGAUGGGAAGGGACAGAAGAUGCGGCAUCAGUGGCCCUCGGAGGAGGCGUCUAUGGAUUUAGUGAAGGAUGCACGCAUCUGCGCUUUCCUCCUGCGCAAGAAACGAUUCGGACAAUGGAGCAAGCUGCUCUGCGUCAUCAAGGACAAUAAACUCCUCUGCUAUAAGUCAUCUAAAGACCAGACCCCCCAGAUGGAACUCCUCCUGUCCGGCUGCAGUGUCACUCACAUCCCCAAAGACAGCAAGAAGAAAAAACAUGAGCUGAAGAUCGUCCACCAGGGGGCAGACGCUCUGGUGCUCGCAGUGCACAGCAAAGAGCAGGCUGAAGAGUGGCUGAAGGUGAUGAGAGAGGUGUGUGCUAACGGGAACGGAGCAGUGGACUCUGAUGGAGCCAUGUCUGGAUCUUCCUUUAACAAAGCCGAGCUGGAAAAGAAGUUGUCCUGUGACAGACCGAGUUCUGAUGGAGAGCCCAGUCAUGAAAACGGAAUCUCAGAUGGAAAAGAGACAGCUAAAGGAAAGAAGAACUCUAAGACUGAGCAGAAAGGCACGGUGGGGAAGGUGGCAGGGAAGAAGAUCACUAAGAUCAUCAGCCUGGGGAAGAAGAAGCCAUCCACGGAUGAACAGACCUCAUCGGCAGAGGAGGACGUCCCCACCAGCGGAUAUCUGAACGUGCUGUCCAACAACCGCUGGAGAGAGCGAUGGUGUCGGCUGAAGGAUAACCAGCUGUUGCUGCAUAAGGACCGGGAGGAUCUGAAGACCCACAUGGCCUCACUGCCCCUGCGUGGGUGUGAGGUCAUCCCCGGGCUGGACUCCAAACACCCGUUUGCUUUUAGGCUGCUGAGGAACGGACAGGAAGUGGCUGUGCUGGAGGCAUCGUCCUCUGAGAGCAUGGGUCGGUGGUUGGGGGUGUUACUGGCGGAGACGGGCUCUACAACAGACCCUGCCACUCUACACUACGACUACAUCGAUGUAGAAACCACCGCAAAUGUCAUCCAGCUGGCCAAGCAGUCCUUCUGUUUCACCAGUAAGCGUGCCAUUUCCCCAAACCCGUACCUGGAUAACCCUCUGAACGGCUACGCUCGGCCCUCGGGCGUGGCUCUACACUACGAUGACGUUCCCUGCAUUAACGGAUCGGUAUGGUUUCACACACACAAGGACCCACAUCUCGGUUCUCUUGAGGCGCACUAUGAGAACGCUGAGCUUUACGAGAACAUGCCUUCCCCUAAAGCAGAGACUUGCUCUUCGUCCAAACUGAGCUGGCCUCCUGCUUCCUCUGGCCAUUACAAAACACCUGUCUCUUCUUCCUCAGCUUCCUCUUCCUCCUCUCAGAUGAAGGGAAAGAAAGCCACGACUGUCAACGGUUUAGCUGCCAAACAGAAGCUGGAUAAGAACCAACCCAAAAAGGCCAACGGAACCAAUGGCUCAGCUCCGGUCAAACGCAACAAUUCGAGUGUGGAUCAGUAUAAAUACGGGAAGAACCGAGUGGAAGCGGACGCUAAGAGGCUCCAGGCGAAAGAGGAAGAGCUGAUGAAAAGAAAGCAGGAGAUCCGUAACCGUCUCACACAGCUGAAGAAAGACAGGAGAGAUCUGCGCACAGCCGUCGAGAACAGCACCGGUAAGCGCUCUCAGGCUUCACUGACAGAGCGGCUGAAGAAAGUGGAGGACGAGUGUAAGCUGAAAGAGGAGGAGCGAGUGAACUUGGAGCUGGAGUUGACGGAGGUGAAGGAGAGUCUAAAGAAAGCUUUAAGUGGAGGAGUGACCCUCGGACUGACCAUCGAACCCAAGACCAGCAGCUCCAGUCCACAGUCUCCAGUGUCGGUCAGGCGUACAGUGGACAACUCGCCCAUCUCCAGCUGUGACACCAGCGACACUGAGACCUGCUCACUGCCAGUCAACAGCGCCUCCUUACUGCGACGCCAAGUACCGCAGAAAAACCCUCCAGUACGAGGCCAUGUGCUCAGGAAGGCCAAGGAAUGGGAGAUGAAAUCCGGCACGUAAAGCUCUUCACUUUCAGCUUCCUUUUUUUUUUUUUGAUUCUUAUUGUUGUUGUUUUCCUGUUUGUUUGUAUUUAUUAAACUUUGCAUACAGAAGAGAUUGAGAACAAAGCGACUGAGAAGUAGAGACGAGGCGGAGGAAAACAUCCGAGUGUGAGGUCAGGACGUGUGGACAGGAGCUCGCCGUCCUGCAGUGAGCGGAGAUUAAACCGUUAAAGGGGUCAGAAUCUGGCACAAACCUUAUGUUUGUUUGUUUUUUGUUUUUGUUUUUGUUUUUGUUUUUUAAUCUGACCCAUCAGCGUUCGGCUAGAAACCAUCCAACAUUUUAAAGGAAAAAACAAAGAAGAAAAAAACAUUUUGAAAGUAUUUAUUUGUAAAUGUUUAAAUGCAAGCCUCUCUCUCUGUGUUUGUGUUGAUAUUUAAAGCUUUUAUACAGCAUUUUAUUUGGCCUCAUGCCAGGUCUUGAUUUUAAUUUUUCUUUCUUUUUUAUUUUUUGCUUUGCUUUUAAGGUUUUUUUGGGGGAUUUUUUUUUUUGGUUAAAAUGUAAAAACCAUGUACCAACGAGAAGCUGAGCUUUCUGAUCAUUAUGGUGUUGUUUAAUUUAACCACGUGUAUAAUAGGGAAGGGGAAGAGAAGAGGCGAGGCGAGGCAGAGUGAAACAAGGAGCCGUUUGUAAUCUUCCACAUCCCCUUUAGAGCCUGUACAUGUUACAGCUGCUUCAGUAAAGAGGGUCAGACGUAAGGAAUAAACCAUCAUCUAGAGCGCUCUAUUCCUCUUACACCACAGCGACGCCUUACAACAAUGACUUCUGGAGAUUUUUAUCCGUUUAUUGUUACAUUUAAUGCAGAGGAACCGACUCAGCUCCUGUUCUCACUGACGUUACAGCAGAUACACACACUCCUCCCUUCACCGGUCUCUCUGUAUCCUCUCUCUCUAUUGAAAUGAAUACAGAAAUUAAACCUGUCACGUUGCCAAAAAACCUGAAGCGUAAACUUCUCUGUCCUGAAGACGUCGGAAAACUUUAACUUAAAGCUUCACCUCUGACUGAAACGAAGCGCUGACACUGUAGGCUCCUCCCACAAACAUUAAAUAAACACUUUUCUCCUUAGUGUCAACGAUUAUACGCUUUUCUUUCUUAAAUCUGUUUACUCUUGGGCUGAGACGAGCGGACGCCAGACGAGUCGUUACCAUAGAAACGAUAAUGUUACAUAAACCGUCUGUCCGGCCAAUCAGAAUGCAGCAUUCAGCAGCGCUGUGGUUUAACCUCUCAUCUCUGGCCCUCUAUAGUGAAGCAUUAAACGGGGGCGGAGCUAGAUUCUGAGCCAUGUGAAAAAUAAGAACGUUAAACAUCAGCAGCCUGGUCAUUUUCUCGAUGUAUUAAAAGUUACAAACUGCCCCUUUAAACAGUAUAAAAGCACAGCAUGUGUUCCGCUGGGUCCUAGUUCGCUCUGCUCACGCUGUUGCCAUGGAGACCAGCAUUAAGACGGUGUCGCAGCCUCUGAAGUGUCCGUGUCGCCGUCCGAUCCGAGAGCAGGAUGUUAAGUAUUUGGUGGUGUUGUGGUGUGUUUGUUUUUGUUUCACUGGUGCUGUCGAGUCCUCGCUCUUCCUCCUGAGGCUCUGAGGCUCGCGGCAACACUUGGUGCUUCGUAUAGAAACAAAUAAUAAGCCUUUUUUUUUU
This is a messenger RNA of Hemibagrus wyckioides, 4424 nucleotides long. RefSeq names its product actin filament associated protein 1 (gene afap1). The transcript is spliced from 18 exons. NCBI's taxonomy places the organism in Eukaryota, Metazoa, Chordata, Actinopteri, Siluriformes, Bagridae. The record is from RefSeq and is a predicted model, not a curated record. Gene Ontology annotation, molecular function: SH2 domain binding; SH3 domain binding. Gene Ontology annotation, cellular component: cytosol. Bases 345 to 2750 code for a protein of 801 amino acids.